GCAGAAACAUCCACCCUGCAGGCAAGCUGACUAGCCAAGUAUUCAGUCUAAAGAAGGGUCUCGACCCGAAACGUCACCCAUUCCUUCUCUAUAGAGAUGCUGCCUGUCCCGCUGAGUUAUUCCAGCAUUUUGUGUCUAUCAGCCAUUUUUUAACCUUUCUAUAGUGGAGUGUGGCUGGAUGGACUGGGAGUGAGAGGGUUAAUGAAUGCAACUAGCAUUUUACUGAUAAAGCACAGUCAGAGUGCUUAAUGGGUUAAGGCCCGUUUACUUCUGUUUAGGCUGCAGUAGAAAGCUCUCUCAAUCUGUAAUUCCUGCUAAUUAUUCUUGUGGGCCAACCCACCACUGUCACAGGAUUGAAUGCGCGUAACUGGCUUGAAGCCAGCAAACCACCUCGGCCCGAGCCACAGACACAACAGGCAAUCAGUUCAGAUAGUUCCCCUUUUUCUCCAAAGGAGCCACCUUGCCUCAUAGGAGCGGGAGAGUUGUGGCGAUAGCAAAGGCUCUUAAACAAGCGAGGAGGCUGGUGUCUGCUCACAGAGCUGCAGCCUAGGAUUCUUACUGCUGCAUGCAACAAUACAUGGCAGGAGUCAGUGUGGAACACUUGGAAGCACCUGCAAUCACGCAAUCACGGCAUCCUCAUAGAGGCAGUCCUUCAAGAUUGUCUAUCUGUUCACUGGCUGGAUAGUCUGACAUUGUAAAAAAUAUAUAUCUCCUGGGACUCCCAACCACACCGAUUUGACUUCACACUGUGAGGCAUCGUAUACACAGACUGAAGAUCUUCAUGAAGGUCUGACGUUGGGUGUUCGUUCCCUCCACCCUCUCCCCGUCCCACGGCCGGCUGGACCUUUGGAGCAUGGAGCUGAAGGUGUGGGUGGACGGGGUUCAGCGAGUGGUCUGUGGCGUCAACGAGAAGACCACGUGCCAGGAGGUUGUCAUUGCUCUGGCUCAGGCCAUGGGUCGCACUGGACGUUACAUACUGAAGGAAAAGUGGAGAGACGUAGAAAGGCAUUUGACGCCAGAUGAGAAGCUCUUGCCAUCGCUCAGUAAGUGGGGCCAGCAGGCCAAGGAUGUCCAGCUGAUUCUCAAUCGCACUGGCCCCUCUCUUGGCCUGCGACCCGCUCCAGAGAAGGCCCAAGGGCCCGAGAGAAACAUCCACCGCCAGAGCCUCCCGACGCUGGCACAGCUGUGGAAUAAAAACGACAGACGCAGCCACUUGAAAGAAGCCAAGAGAAAGUCCCUGAACUUUGCUGAAGGGGCCCGGGAGUGGCUGGAGUCCUUCGGGAAGGGCAAGGAGGCCAAGGCCAACAUCAACGAUGCGGAGACUGGGAAGGAGGCCUCAGGUGUUGCUCAGUCCCCUAGAGAGGACUUGAAUCAGCUGCUCCACGAUCAAAAGGAGAAGCUGCAGAGCCUCCAAGCUGAGCUAGAGUCGACUGAGGCGGAGAUCAGGCACCUGGCGGAGGAGGAUGGCCAUCCCGAGGUGAACAAGCAGAUCAUCAACCUCCAGGAUCUGGUCAGCACGAAGAACACCGAGGCAGAGGAAGUGGAGUUCUGGGAGAACGAGCUAAAAGCUGAGCAGCUCCAUGGGGAAGAGCUGAAGGAGCAGAUGGAGGAGGUGAGGAUGAAGCUGGCGGAAUGCGAGGAGAAACUGAGGCACUGCCUGCUGGAGGCGCAGGUCCUGGAGGCCGGCACGCAGGCUGCCCAGUCCCAGAGGGAACGGGAACAGGUCAAAUCCAGCCCUGGCCUGAGGGACAAGGUUGUGAAGGCGAAGGAGGAGAUAACGGCAAAAUGCCAGGAGGCCGAUCAGCUGGAGGAGAACGCGAGGCUGGUGGAGGCGGCCAUUGGGAAGGUGGAAGAUGUAAUUCAGAGGAAACACUGUGAACUGGAAGAUCUGACCAAAGAGCUCCGCCAGGCAAACCUCCUCCAAUUCAUUCAGCGGACAGGCACUAAGAUCAGCAUCCUCCCUGCACAGGAGGGAUGUACUGAGGUCAUAGAUCCUCACUUCCAUCUUGACUCCCUCAAGCGUGACAUGCUUCCUGCCAAAACCAAGGAUCUUCAGAGCUCAUUGAUCUCCACUUUUAACCAAGAAGGGAUUUAUGUAUAACUCUUUCAUCUUACAAUGAUUUUGAUUCUUUUACGUACAGCAGGGGGUCACUCCAACAUGCAUACCUUGUUCUAACAGCUUUAGCUCUGAUGAUGUUAAUUGGUGUUAGAUAAGAAUACAUAAUUGAAGCUCUGGAGGUUUGAGAAAGGGACUUGCUUUCGUCUGAGUAUGAAAUGCGCUUCAAGGCUCGCAUCACAAGAAGGCAACCUGUAUCCUGUUGUAUCAUGGAUUUUGAUCUGGGACGUAGAUUUGCAACUGAAAUUCUGACAAUAACAGCAUAUACAUAGAUAGAUAUAUAGAUAUGAUGAUGAAAAUGAUGCUGAACAUAGCAUGUAUAUAUUGAAGGUACACAAAAAUGCUGGAGAAACUCAGCGGGUGCAGCAGCAUCUAUGGAGCGAAGGAGAUAGGCAACGUUUCAGGCCGAAAUUUGUGUACCUUCGAUUUUCCAGCAUUUGCAGUUCCUUCUUAAACACAAUGUAUAUAUUGAAACCAGCCAUUGUGAAGCACCAGCAAGACUAUCUGAAUUGUGCACUGAAAUGAACUAUUUGUGUACACCAUGCUGAACAAUUAAUUUAAUACCUAUGGCACAGCAUGUGGUAGGGUACACAUCAUUCUGACACCAUUUUAUAAUUCAUAAAGUUCUGGACAUGAAGUGUACUUGGUUCACUCCAGUGCACUUGAAUAUGUAAUUGGAACCAAGAACAGCAUUAUAUUGUUGUGGAAACAAUAUAUUCAGUAGCUGUUUAUAUAGAGAUCUGAUAUCGAGACUGUGACUAAUAGGAUGCAUAUUAUACUUGAAUCUCCAUAAGUCUGACAAUGUAAUUAACAAACAAAUUGUCAAAUCCACUGCAGUGCAAUGAGAUCUUGUUUAUGUAUAUGGAUCAGUGCUGAGGUUGCAUCAAAUUUUAUUCAGCACAGUAGAUGUAGCAUUGAAAAUACUGUACAUUAAGUAAAUUUAGAAAAUGUUACAAAUACGGGAGUGCUGAGUGAUUACAGUUAAAGCAUUUAUUUUUUCAUAAAUAAAUUCCUAAGUUUUCCAACAGCAGGAGAGCGCUUAGUGUUAUUGGCCCAGAAAGUACACGAAUGAGCUUGUGACCAUAAAGAAAGAAGCUCUAUCAUUACUGACAGGAAUUAAGAAUUAUUUCUACCGUAAUGAAUAUGUUCAUAAGUGGAAGGAGCAGAAUUAGGCCAUUUGGCCCAUCAGGUCUACUCUGCCAUUCAAUCAUGGAUGAUCUAUCUCUCCCUCUUAACCCCAUUCUCCUGCCUUCUCCCCCAUAACCCCUGACACCUGUACUAAUCAAGAAUCUAUCUAUCUCUCCCUUAAAAAUAUCCAUUGACUUGGCCUCCACAGCCGUCUGUGGCAAUGAAUUCCACAGAUUCACCACCCUCUUGACUAAAGAAAGUCCUCCUCAUCUCCUUCCUAAAGGAACGUCCUUUAAUUAUCAGGUUAUGAUCUCUGGUCCUAGAUUCUCCCGCAGAUGAAAACUAGUGGAAUAGGAUGAAAAAAAUCCAGCUUUAGGUCAGCUAGUGCUACAGAUUAUAUACAGUUCACUUCCAUAUAUUCA
Messenger RNA from Leucoraja erinaceus (little skate), 3666 nucleotides. RefSeq names its product ras association domain-containing protein 8-like. Gene Ontology annotation, biological process: signal transduction. The record is from RefSeq and is a predicted model, not a curated record. NCBI's taxonomy places the organism in Eukaryota, Metazoa, Chordata, Chondrichthyes, Rajiformes, Rajidae. The transcript has 5 exons. Bases 854 to 2101 code for a protein of 415 amino acids.